Molecule: messenger RNA, 2193 nt
Organism: Rotaria socialis
Lineage: Eukaryota; Metazoa; Rotifera; Eurotatoria; Philodinida; Philodinidae
Source: the annotation of a GenBank genome assembly
AUGACUGAAUCAACUAGUUUAUCAGGAACGUUGACUCGUACUUCAAAACAACUUGAUACAGUACAUCAUCAUUAUUUUAAUUCGUUUCAAAAUUAUUGUUGUGGUCCAAAAGCUCGAUCAACAUCAUCAUCAUCAAAUAAAGACCAUUUGCCAAUUCCCGAAAGGUUUAAAGUACAAUCUAGUGAAAUACUAAAUAGUAUUAAUCAAAAUCUAAUUGAACGCCUUUCUGAAACUGCACAAUUUACAAGUGUGUUACCACGUGGCUUCUUUGAUCGAGACGAUUUAACAGAAAGUCAGCGAUAUUUAAUCGAUCGUCUUAUGUUUAAAAUGAUGCAUGAAACUCAAGUUAUUAAUUGGAUGUCAUCAUUGAAAAAACUGUAUCCGGUUCGCACAUCAGGCAAUGGUAAUUGUCUUCUUCAUGCUGUACUCAUAGCUAUGGUUGGAGUACAUGAUUUUGACUUAUAUUUACGUGAUCGACUUCGUCAAUUUAUGGAUAAGAACAAGGCCGUACUGAAAGGAAGUUGGAGAACUGAACGAAUCAGAACAGACAAAAUGUAUGGUAUUCAAAGUGAAGAUUCUAAACUUGAUAUUGAAUGGGAAGAAUUGUGUGAUCUUGUUCGAUAUGAAAAUUCUGAUGAUGGACAAAUAGCAUCAAGUUUUCAAUUUCUCGAAGCUGUACAUAUAUUUUCUAUAUGUAAUAUGCUGCGACGACCAAUUAUUGUUUUAUCUGAAGAUGUUGUACGUAAUAAACAUGGAGAAGCUAUUGCAUACAACGACUUAUUCGGUGUUUAUUUACCUACUCUUUCAAAGGCAGCAGAUUGCGUUCUUGUACCGAUUGUGUUAGCCUAUGAUCAAUCUCAUUUUUGUCCUCUACAAGCUAACGAUUUGGAUUCAGGAACAACACAAGAUAAUUUUCUUCCACUUUAUCAAUCAAGUGAACAUGCUCGAAACCAAAAAUUAUUACCCAUUCGAUUUUUAGGCAGAGAGGACAAUCUCGAACAGAACAAUAAAUUACUUCAAAGUUAUCUACGCAUAAAAAAACUAGCUUAUUAUCCAGAUUUAAAGGCUCAGCCGAUAAAAAUCAUAUGUGCUGAACUGGGUAUUAAAUCAUUACGAGAGAGAGACAACUUUUUUUUUCUCUACUAUGAAUAUGUUUUGGAUUUUAUUGAAACAGAAAAGAAAAAGAAACAAAACGGAGAAGAUAUACAAAGACAAGAACUAGAACAUUAUUCUUCCAAUCAACCAUCAUAUAACAAUGGUCAAGGAACAUUAAGCGAACAAGAUAGUGUAUCUCCACCAGCCUAUUCAUCAGUGUCAACAAGAUUCAAUGACAAUAGAAAUCAAGUUAGUCAUGAACGACGAGCGUCAUAUGAUAAAGCUGUGUCUCGUGGAGAAACUUAUACACCAUCGAAUAAUCACUAUUCUGAAGCACAAAAUUUACAAAAACCACAAACUCACGUAUACAUAAAGUAUGAUAAUCAUCAACAAAGUAAUGGGAAAUCGACAGUACUUGCAAGUGAAUGGGAUUCGACUAAUAAUGAUCUCAUGUCUAAUGGUAAAACAGCAAUCAAUAAUAAUAAUAGUCCACGAGGAAAUGAGUCAAAACUAAAACAAGGCUCAGAACAGCACCUUGGUCUUACUCGAAUUCCAGUUAGUUAUGUUAAAACCGAUUUUUCAAAACCGCAUUUUAUUGAUUUCGAACCACACUUAAAUCAACUUCACACAUGCUAUGGCUGCCAUCAUUAUUUUAGUAGUUUAUCAUCAGCUAGUCUAUGUACGGAAUGUGAGAACGAUCGAAAAUAUCGCAAUUCACGUUAUGUUAAAUCGGACUCGUCAUCAACAAAUUUGAUCGAUUUCGACCAAAAAACAGAUCGAAUUCGGCCAUGUAUUAUUUGUAAAAUGAAUUUUGAUGAUAUAUCCUCAACUGGUUUAUGUUCUAACUGCUGUGAUUAUAAUAGAAAUCGCCCGUUGCCACGACAAGUUGUUCUCUUACGACCUUCACCGUUAGGUGUUUAUCCAACAUCAUAUUCAAGCUCGGAUUUUAUUUCUCCAAUAUCAUCAUCGUCUAAAAUGAAAGGCCAAAUAAAGAUAUUAUGUUCAAAAUGUAACUAUUUAAAUGUGUUGCAUGGCACAGCAUACGGAGCGAGUAGAUGCUCAAUAUGUCAGAAUGUUUUAAAUGUGCCACAUUACUGA